This is a messenger RNA of Selaginella moellendorffii, 1796 nucleotides long. Its product is annotated as 4-coumarate--CoA ligase 1. Bases 117 to 1745 code for a protein of 542 amino acids. Gene Ontology annotation, molecular function: CoA-ligase activity. The record is from RefSeq and is a predicted model, not a curated record. The transcript is spliced from 4 exons. NCBI's taxonomy places the organism in Eukaryota, Viridiplantae, Streptophyta, Lycopodiopsida, Selaginellales, Selaginellaceae.
UGAAAAUUGUGACAGAUUGUUAAAAAGGUAAAAAUGGUUUACCGCUUCUACUGUAGCUCGAUGGGGGUAUUUCACCUUAGUGCUUGCUUGCUUGCUUGCUUGCUUGCUUGCUAGCUAUGGCGGAUUCGAGCGGCUACCAGGAGGACGAAGGCGUCUAUCGCAGCUCUCGAGCAGCAAUCAGCCUGCCUGCUCAUCCACACCAGAGUUUCGCUGCGUUUCUCUUCUCCGGUCCUGUUGGACACCCCUCCAAUUCUUCCAAGCCACUGAUUGUCGACUCCUCGUCUGGGAGUUUUAUCAGCUGCCGGGAGUUUCGCGAGCGAGUGGAGGCUGUCGCGGGCGGGCUGUGGUCGCUCGCUGGUGUUGCUCAAGGAGAUGUAGUCUUGGUGCUCCUCGCGAACACUGUACAUUUUCCAGUGAUCUUCCACGCUGCCCUGUCCAUUGGGGCAGUGGUGACGACUGUGAAUCCUGCCAACACCGCGGGAGAGAUAGAUCGUCAGCUCAGAGAUUCAGGAGCAAAGUUUGCGGUCACGUCACCGGAGCUAGCAGCAAAGUUGGGCGAUCCAACCAGGCUCUCUGUCAUUGUCUUAGUCGAUGGAGAGACCAGUUGCCACGGAUCCAGGUUCUUGCCGUUUCGGAAACUCCUGGAGUUCAAGAGCGGCACGGCUCCGGAGAACCUGGUAAGGAUUCGUCUCAGCGACCCGGCGGCACUGCUCUACUCCUCCGGAACCACAGGGCCGUCCAAAGGCGUCAUACUGUCUCACGGGAAUCUCAUCGCAUCCGUGACCAUUCUCUCCGAGCAAGAGAAGCCCUCCGUCUCCAUUGCGUUGCUUCCACUCUUUCACGUCGCUGGACUCGUUGUUUCUGCCUGUCUCGUGAUCCGCAAAGCCUCGACCUUGAUAGUGCUCAAAAAGUUCGACUUGGUUGCCAUGCUUGAAGCGAUCCAGCGCUUCAAGAUCACGACUUUGCCGCUGGUUCCUCCCAUUGUAGUUGCGCUUAUGAAGAACCCAGCAUCUGCAAAAUACGAUCUAAGCUCAGUGACAGCAGCACGAUGCGGUGCCGCACCACUUAAAAAAGAAAUCCAGGAGGCGUUCCUUACCAAAUUCCCCCACAUCCAAGACUUCUUCCAGGGAUUCGGCAUGACUGAAACCACUGGAAUGGGAGCGUUUGGAGAAGGACCACCGGGAUCAUCUGGGAAGCUUUCUGCAAACCACGAAGCCAAAGUUGUCGAUCUCACCACCGGUAAGCCGCUUCCACCGAACUUCAGGGGCGAGCUCCUGCUUCGAGGGCCGUGUAUCAUGCAAGGCUACCUGAAUAACCCGGCCGCCACGCUCCACACCAUCGACAAAGAUGGAUGGCUCCACACCGGUGACAUUGUGUUCUUCGAUAGUAACGGGUGCCUGUUCGUGGUCGAUCGUCUCAAAGAGCUCAUCAAGUAUAAAGGUUACCAGGUAGCUCCCGCGGAGCUGGAAGCAGUCCUUCUCACUCAUCCAGCCAUCGUAGACGCGGGCGUGAUCCCGUACCCUGACGAAGACGCUGGAGAGAUCCCGAUGGCCUACAUUGUCCGCGCAGCUGGAGAAUCUCUGUCCAAGAGCGAUGCCAUGAAAUUUGUGGCCGAACAGGUAGCGCCGCACAAGAGGAUCCACCGCAUAGAGUUCUUGGAUGCCAUACCGAAAUUGCCCUCCGGGAAGAUCUUGCGAAAGGAUCUGAUCGCUCUCGCCGCUUCUGACGCUCGCUCAAAGCUUUAAAUGAAGUUCCUAAAAACUCGAAUAAAGAAAUGGAAGAUUUCUUACUCUUCA